AUGGGGCUCCAUCUGCCCCUCACCUACUCAUUCUGUGUCAAAUUCUCACCAUGGUCACGUUCUCCCUUCCGAUUCCUGUACGCCAUUCCCUUCUGUACAGACAUCAAUGGGGCCCUUCAGAUGGCCAUCCGGCUGCUCAGUGACUAUGUGACCCACAGUGACAUCGAAAACAGGGGUGUGUCCCUCAUCGUCUUUCUCACAGAUGGGAAGCCCACCUUUGGGGAGACCAGCACCCCAAAGAUUCUCAGCAACACCAAAGAGGCCACCCAAGGCCAGAUCUGCAUCUUCACAGUUGGCAUUGGCAAUGACAUGGACUUCAAACUACAGGAGAAACUGUCACUGGAGAACUGUGGCCUCACCCGGCGGGUCAGCGAGGAGGAGAACGCAGGCGCACAGCUCAUUGGGUUCUAUGAUGAGAUCAGGACGCCUCUGCUCUCCGACAUCCGCAUUGAUUAUCCCCCUGCCUUAGUAGAGCAUGCCACCAAAACCCUGUUCCCCAACUACAUCAACGUCUCCGAGAUCGUCAUAGCUGGGAAGCUGGUGGACAGGAAGUUGGAUCAGCUGCAUGUGGAGUUCACUGCCAGCAACAGUAAGAAAUUCCUCAUCCUGAAGACAGAUGUGGCUGUGGAGACCCAGAAGGUGGGGAAUGACAUCACAGGAAGCCCCAGGUCCGCAGGUGAUGGUGAAGAGGACUCCAACUACAAUGAGUGUCUCUGGAGCUACCUCACUGUGAAGGAGCUGCUGAGCUCCUCGCUGCAGAACCAUAACAGACAGAAGGAACAACUAAGACAGAAGGCCCAGGCUCUAGCCAUGAGCUCCCACUUUCUCACCCCCUUCACCUCCAUGAGGCUGAGGAAGCCGCAGCUUCACACAGACACACUGGAGGACCCCCGGGGCAUGUCUGCCGUGACAGGGCCUGAAACGGUGGUACAGAGCCUUCGAGGAACAGGCAUGCAGCCAAAACCUGCACUCAAGAAGCCAUAUGACUCACGAAUUAAAAUCUCUAAAGCCUCAGUGGAUGGAGAUCCUCAUUUUGUUGUGGACUUCCCCUCGAAAAAACUCACUGUCUGCUUUAACAUUGAUGGAGAGCCUGGAGACAUCCUGCGGCUAGUCUCUGAUCACAUGGACUCUGGAGUGACAGUGAAUGGAGAGUUGAUUGGGGCCCCAGCUCCUCCAAACGGUCACAAGAAACAACGAACUUACUUCCGCACCAUCACUAUCCUCAUCAACAAGCCCCAGAGGUCUUACUUGGAGAUCACACCAAACAGGGUCAUCUUGGAUGGUGGAGACAGGCUGGUCCUCCCCUGUAACCAGAGUGUGGUGGUGGGGAGCCAGGGGCUGGAGGUGUCUGUGUCUGCCAAUGCCAAUGUCACUGUCACCAUCCAGAGCACCAUUGCCUUUGUCAUCCUUAUUCACCUCUACAAAAAGCCAGCGCCCUUCCAGCGAAACCACCUGGGCUUCUACAUUUCCAACAGCAAAGGCCUUUCCAGAAACUGCCAUGGAUUGUUGGGUCAGUUCCUGAACCAGGAAGCCAAACUCACAGAAGAAUCCACAGCAUACAGCAGAAAUCAUACCACCAAUCCUCCCCACCCUCAGGCAGGAGGAGGAACAUCUGAAACCAUCCUAAAGGUGAAAGGGCACCAUGUCCCAGUGGUCUGGAAACAAAGGAAGAUUUACAACGGGGAAGAGCAGAUAAACUGCUGGUAUGCCAAGAACAACGCAGCUAAGCUCAUCGACGGGGACUAUAAAGAUUACUUGGCAGCUCAUCCGUUUGACACAGAGACAACAUUAGGGAUGUCCAGGAGAUCUGAAGUUGACAGCCACAAGGAUGGGAGUCCAUGAAAGGGCAGCGACUUUGGGGACACGGUGGUGCAUACAGCUCUUCUUGUUGCUUGUGCGUGCCUUGGCUCUUGCAUUAAGAGGCACUCCAUAGCCUGCCCCUGGUGGAGAGGAAGUCUAAUGUCUGCUUGAGCAUGGUGUAGGGGCAGGAAGCUUGAGUGAACCUAAUCCCUUCUCUUUCUUCUUCCUCUUCCUCUCUUUCCCCAGUUCUCCAUCUAUACUAGUUAAAAGAAAUAGUGCCGAGGAGAAAAGCUCAUUGUUAAACACAAGAAAAUUUAUAUCUUUAAUCAUCUGGCUUGUACAUCUCAUAGCUGAUUAGAACACUUCCUGAUGAGUCAAGGGUGCUGUGAAGUUUGCUCUGUCACAAUGGCCAUGUUUGGUUGCUCUGUUUUGUGCCUUAUGCCCACGCACGGCAAUCUCUCUAUCUAGUACUGUUGCAUUUUCCAGAUGGGUGGCUGACCUCCUCCUUCAGGGACCCCUGCCUGGAGUCUAGGCCACUGGUCAUGCAAACAGCAAAUUAAUUAGAUCACUGCAAAUGAUUAGCUCUUUCCUUAGGAGGGGAUUUUUUUUUCUGCUGUGGAAUCAUGCCCUUCAAAUUAUUUUUUUCUCUUAGAAAUAGGAAACUACAUCCUAGAUGCUAAUGUCUUUUCUAAGAGACGCUGUAGAACACUUGACUUUGCUGGUGACUAUUCUCCAAUU
Messenger RNA from Perognathus longimembris pacificus (Pacific pocket mouse), 2538 nucleotides. RefSeq names its product inter-alpha-trypsin inhibitor heavy chain H5-like. The record is from RefSeq and is a predicted model, not a curated record. Lineage: Eukaryota; Metazoa; Chordata; Mammalia; Rodentia; Heteromyidae. The transcript has 7 exons. Gene Ontology annotation, biological process: hyaluronan metabolic process. Gene Ontology annotation, molecular function: serine-type endopeptidase inhibitor activity. Bases 1 to 1842 code for a protein of 613 amino acids.